Messenger RNA from Rhododendron vialii, 1240 nucleotides. RefSeq lists its product as uncharacterized. The record is from RefSeq and is a predicted model, not a curated record. Bases 121 to 966 code for a protein of 281 amino acids. Gene Ontology annotation, cellular component: cytosol; nucleus. Gene Ontology annotation, biological process: proteasome assembly. NCBI's taxonomy places the organism in Eukaryota, Viridiplantae, Streptophyta, Magnoliopsida, Ericales, Ericaceae. The transcript is spliced from 7 exons.
AAAAGGAAGACCUGAGCACAUAGCAAGGAGCAUAAUCGUUCUUGCUCUUCAAGUCAAGUCGAACACAUCCAUCAUCGUUUUCGUUUUCAGAAAAACAUCACCGUUUUUCAAUUCGCGUAAAUGGAAUUCGUAGUCGAAGAAGGCAAAAGCCUUCACGAAGAAUGCUCCACCUUGAUUCUGCCAGGUUUAUCGAUUGGGAACGUGGGACAGCUAGCGGUGGAUCUGUUGGUGUCGUCGACGGGAGCAGAGAGAAUCGGUUACUUGGAUGAUCCGAACCUUCUUCCCUGCGUUGGGAAUGACGCUUACUUGCCCUCUCCUCAGGGCGACCUUGCUCUCCCUCUUGAAGCUUAUGAUUCAACUUCUAAUUCGCUGAUUCUUAUCCAGCAGAGAUCCCCAGUUGUGAAGGGAAUGAUGAUUGAAUUUGCAAAGAAUGUGGCUGAUUUUGCCGCUGCUAGCGGAAAGAAGCACAUCGUCCUGCUUUCUAGCUUAGAUUUUGGACGUUGGCAAACAAUUGACAUGUCAAGUGGUUUGCAGAUAUAUUACCUUUCUAGUGCCAGUGUGAAUGGAACAGAUGUUGACUGUGAGAGACUUGGGUGGAAAAGACUUCAGGAGUAUAACCCUGCUCAGAGGAUGUGGAAGUAUCUUAGCACCUUAGCUGAAGGAAAUGCCGAACUGGAUGAUGAUAUGCCUUCAGAAGAUGAACUGGGGGAAGAAGAUUACUGUCCAAGUUUACCUUUUGCCGCAAUGUUUUCUUGUUUCAAGGCCAAAGGAUUGAAGGUCACUUGCUUAUUAUGCUAUUGCUCGGAAGGGGACAAUAUAUCAGAGGCCUUUCAACUUGCUGAUGCUGCAUGCAGACUUUUGGAUAUAGACCCUAAUAAUUUUCAUGGUAAUGCCGGCGGCAAAUGGAUUGUCCCAUUUUCAUGGCAGACCGUGUAUGGACCUCCCCCAGAUAUGUCUCUCUUUUAGUUUGGACUUCAGGAGGGAAGCAACUCAGCUUUGAUGUAUUUCUUACUCUUCUAUGGAAGUAAUUUUGUUCUUUACUUUACGUGCAUGCGGCUUUUGUGCUUGACCACUGGUAGUAAUUCCAAUGUAGCUGUUUUCAUGGAAUUGGCAAAAAAGAACCAGUCAAUUUUUUUCAAGUAUAAACCUGGAAAAUAAUUUCGUAUCGUACCUUGUAGUUUCGUUCGGUUCGUAGCUAUGGAGAUUUUUAUGUGACAAAUGAAAGUCGAUUUUGACGCUA